AUGGAUCUGUUGGCCAUGGCAGCGCGAGGUGGCUGGGAGGUCAUGUUGCUAGUGGCGGUGGUGAUGGGCGCCGGUGGUAUAUCUGAUAAUGCAUUCGGUUUUCCGAAAUCCAGGAAAAGGAGUGAGGUUGGCGGACUCCAGGCCCGUGCGGGAUGCUCGGCGCAAAGUAGCGCUUCACGUGAUAAAUCCCGCGCGGUCCUGGGCCCGCGCACCUUUCACGCCCACAUACCUGUUGAGUCCGCACGUCUUUUACGCCCACACACGUACGAGCCCGCGCACCCUUUGAGUCCCCAUAACCUGACGCCCACACACGCUUUGGAUCCGCACACGCUUUGGGUCCGCACACCUUCACGCCCACACACCCUUUGGGUCCGCACGCCCUUUACGCCCACCCACCUUCCAGCCCGCGCACCUUUUGAGUCCCCAUCCCCCUUACGCCCACACUCCCCUUGGGUCCGCACACCCUUUGAGUCCGCAUACCUUUACGUCCCACACAUCCUUUACGCCCACAACACCUACGAGCUCGCGCACCUUUUGAGUCCGCAUAUUGUCGACGCCAACACACCCCAGCUUUAUUCCGCGAUGAACAACCCGGCGGAAGGUUCAUUGAUCAGUCAAGUCGCCGAGGACUAG
Molecule: messenger RNA, 633 nt
Organism: Zasmidium cellare ATCC 36951
Lineage: Eukaryota; Fungi; Ascomycota; Dothideomycetes; Mycosphaerellales; Mycosphaerellaceae
Exons: 2
Coding region: 1-633 (210 amino acids)
Source: RefSeq, a predicted model, not a curated record